CCUUGACAUUCUUGGAGUUGGGUCCAAGAGACGAGAGAAGAUUGAGGAGGGAGGCUAGAGAGAGAACAGCGGCAAGGAGAGCGAGGGCAGCUGAGGAUAGUGCCAAGACUAGUGUCUCAGCUAGUACAGGUGCAACCAUGGCAACCUCUGCCAUGUCUCAAGUCUCUACACAGUCCACUUCUUCAGGAGUCUGUCAAAGUGGCUCUCAGGUUCUCCUAACGGAUUACCUAAGGUGCCUACCUGCAGAGGUAAGGACCAAGCUGGUUGACAAGGCCUACGUCGAACAACACACUUUCGCUUCUUUUAGCAAGAAAGCUCUGGACAUAGAGGCAAAGCUGGGAUCUGCGCAUAAGGUAUCCCAUGAUGGUAGGAAGAGACUGCCCCAAGACUGGAAGAAGAAGGGUCAAUUAAUGUUCGUUGACCAUGAUGGUCAAACGACUGAGAUUGACGAUUUCCCAGACCUUGGGGAGUUGACAGAGCAGGAUGGGGCCAGCGAGACUUCGGAUGGGGGAGUCGUGGCACCUAUCAAGGAAAAGGCUAGGGGGACCGAGAAGAAGAAGGUAGGACGGUCCACGGGUCAGGGCGACCACGGGACACCCGCAUGGGUAAAGCUUGGUUUAGAUUACGAGGUGUGGCGUGACCGCGUUGCUAGGGGUACAUGCAGGAACUAUGGCAACUAUGGCCACACGUCCAAUAAUUGUCGUGGCAAGAAGGUCACAACGAAGGUAGCGUCACCAACGGUGGUGGGAGUGCUUCUGCGAGCAGCUCACAGGGAAACACCUCGGGCCAGUCGGAGUGUCAGAGUGUCUAUGGAUUUCAUGGACACCCUUGUGACCAGCAAGUCUGGAAACAGGCAUAUCUUUGUUAUAGUGGACCGUUUUACUAAGUGCGCAAGACUGAUUGCCAUGCCAGAAACAGCUAAAAUUGACUACGUCAUCAAACUGUUUAUGGAUAAUUGGGUACGGGAUUUUGGUUUGCCUACAUCCAUCGUUAGCGAUAGGGAUGUGAGAUUCACAAGUGAACUAUGGCAGUCAACUGCUGAACAGAUGGGCACCAAACUCCAAAUGACUUCAGGGAAUCACCUUGAGUCAAAUGGCCAAGCAGAACAGAUGAACCGGGUAGUACAGCACCUGCUUCGGCAUUACAUUAAGCCAAGUCAGGAUGACUGGGACGAGAAGUUACCUCUCGUCGCCAGCUUGUACAACAAUGCUGUGCACAGUACAACCGGUAUGACUCCCAACCAAUUACAUCUUGGUUGGAAGCCCAGAAGUGCACUGGACUUUCUGCUACCAGAAAGACACUCCACUGCAGCACCUGGCAGCAUAGAGUUUGCUGUCCAAUAUGAACAGAUGCUGCAGCAGGCCGUUGAACAUAUUAGGAAGUCUCAAGAUGCUAUGAUUGCAUCUGAGAAUAAGCACAAACGGCCAUUAACUUUCAGAAGAGCAACGGCGCCGGCAGCAGCCAACCACAACAAAGCUAGAAAAGAUGCCGCGUCUGUCCUCAUGCAGCAGGAAGCCACUCAUACCGCCGCACUGCAAGCAUGGCAUGUGGAUCCGGAGGAAACGACGGAACCAACUACGAAGCACCAGACGAAGUCAGCUCUCGCCAGCAUGAUGCACCAAGUCAUCCUCACUUGUAACUGGCAACAAGUGGAGCAGGCCCGGCAGGCACGUACCAUUACUGAGUACGAGGAGACUCUUAAAAGCCUCCACGCCCGCCUGGACAUGUUGAAGAAGGAUGACGUGCUGCACAGGCACACGGCAUCGUCAAGCACUGAUCCAUCGAUCCGCGAGCUGGAAGGACGGCUGGAUCACCUAGUCGCGCUUGUCGGCGAUUUGAACAGCUUCCGACAACCGACGACCAUCAGGCAGCAAAUAUCCGCUCUACAAGCGGAUUUGCGUCAACUGCAGCAGCAACCAACUGGGACCUGCAACAGCGUAACGCCGAAACAAUUCAAGAUGCUGAAGUUCAGCAUCGAGAGGUUUGACGACUACCACAAGGCGGCCCCCAUAAGUUGGUGGCAAGGGUUCACCAAUGAGCUCUCCAUCCACUUGGUCCCGCCCGAGUCGAAGAUCUCAGCGCUUUACCGCUGCAGCACCGCUGCCAGCCAAAGUCAACGCCCUUCCGCCACGACGCAAGAAGAAGAAGAAGAAGAAGAAGAAGAAGAAGACGAAGAAGCUGAAAUCUGCAUCAACAACGGAAGUCGGACAACCGAACGAGCCAUGGAAGAAGUUCAACCUCACGGAGGAGCAAUACAAACUCCGCUAGAGGUGGAACAGUUGCAACUGGUGCAACAGCACCAAGCACACGACGUCACAAUGCCCCGACAAAGGCAAAGAAGAUGUUCGUCCACGACAAAGCUCGGGAAACUGAGCUCCGCGGGAAGUGAGGCGACUCCACUGCCCACUCCGCCGGACACGAUUGCCUUGCAAACAACCUCCUCCGCGUCCGAGGAACAUGCGUAUGUAGCCAGUCUUCACGAAGAUUAUGAAGACCAUGCUGUCCAGCUGGUCCCGCCAUUGGACCAACCUCUCCACGUGCAAGACACAUUUGCGUGUGCGACUUCAUCACCAUCGCCAAGUAAACCAGCAUCCUCGCCGACAUCACUCGGGGACGCAUCGGUGUUGUCUAGACUGGAGGAACUCGACCCAUUGACACCGGAGGACUUCCAAUGGUUGCCUCUUCCCCCAUCUGGUUCCUUGCCGAAGCCSCAUUGCAACGCCUUAAUGGCGGAGCUACGCAACUACUUGCACGCUGCAGUACCAGCUCCGUUGAUGGAAGACGGAGUAGCGGUUGUUGACCUUCGCGAGUACAUUGCAAAGAUUGACCACGAGUACGCCACACAUAGGUACGACGACACCGGCGCACCGUUACUCUACGUCCGCAUUCAGAUCAGGAAGGCGGCCUGCAGCACCUUGAUCGAUUGUGGAGCUACUCGCAACUACAUCAGCCAGGAUUUCAUGACCCACGCCGACCUUGGGCCGCGCGUUCGAAGGAAAUCGCAGUCUACGCAAGUGACGUUGGCCGACGGUAGUACGCACAAGUCCAUCGACCGGUGCAUUGACUCCGUCCCAGUGUACUUCACCCCGCUUGCACGCGAGGCCGUGUCCUUUGACAUAUUAGACACACAGUUCGACAUGAUCUUGGGCAUGUCAUGGCUGCGCAGCGAGGACCACCCGGUGAACUUCUACCGCUGCACCGUUCAUGUUCGUGACUGGAACGGGGUACUUGUGCCAUGUACGGUCCCCCCACCUCAUCCUUCGAUUGGUUAUCACGUGGUCUCCGCGGCGAGCAUUUACAACUCCAUCGCAUGGAACGACGUGGAGGAAAUGGGCAUUUAUUUCUUGCACGCCCUACCUCCUGCCGACGAGCCUGCGGCGGAACAGCCACCGGACCCACGCAUUGAGGAACUCGAAGUGCUUCGAACGCAACUCGACGACCUCAUUGACAAAGGUUGGAUUCGCCCUAGCUGCUCGCCCUACGGUGCACCUGUUCUCUUCGUUCGGAAGAAGAACAAGGAGCUGCGCUUAUGCAUUGACUAUCGCAAGCUUAAUGCUCAAACCAUUAAGAAUGUCGGCUUGCUCCCACGCAUCGACGAUCUUCUCGAACGCUUCGGCGGUGCCAAGUAUUUCUCCAAGUUGGACCUCAAAUCCGCUUACCACCAGCUCGAGAUCCAUCCAAGAGAUCGGUACAAAACCGCGUUCAAGACACGGUACGUGCACUUCGAGUGGGUCGUAAUGCCAUUCGGCCUCACGAAUGCCCCGACCACCUUCCAAGCGGCAAUGACAACGGAGUUUCGCGACAUGUUGGACCGGUUCGUGCUCAUCUACCUUGAUGAUAUCCUGGUGUAUAGCCGAACUUUGGACGAGCACAUCGGGCAUCUACGUGUUGUUUUGGACAGGCUACGUACGACCAAGUACAAGGCCAACCGAGCCAAGUGCGAAUUCGCACAACAAGAGCUCGAGUACUUGGGCCACUUUGUGACGCCGCAAGGCAUUAGUCCGCUUGCGGACAAGAUCAAGGCCAUUCAGGAUUGGCCGGAACCGACCAACACCAUGGAGGUUCGCUCUUUUAUGGGAUUGGUCGGGUACUACCAACGCUUCAUCGGGUGAUACUCACGGAUCGCCGCACCUUUGUCUAGAUUGCAAUCUCCACUGGUGCCCUUCCAGUUC
This is a messenger RNA of Chara braunii, 4172 nucleotides long. The record is from the annotation of a GenBank genome assembly. NCBI's taxonomy places the organism in Eukaryota, Viridiplantae, Streptophyta, Charophyceae, Charales, Characeae.